GGGCGGGCAGGCAGGCGCUGGCCCUCUCGUUUAUGGAGCUUGGGCCCCUGUCACAGCCCAGCAGAGGCUGUGGAGGCCAGCCAUCCGGAAGCCUGGUUCUCAGCCCCGGGAUCCAUCCCUGGCUACCGGGAGCGGAGGCUCCCGCAAGGUAGCCGUGGCCAGCAGCGGUCCCCUCCCCACAGUGAGCCAUGGGUCAGAAGCUCUCUGGGAGCCUCAAGUCUGUGGAGGUGCGGGAGCCAGCACUUCGGCCGGCCAAGCGGGAGCUCCGAGGCUCAGAGCUUGGGCGGCCGGCGAGGCUAGACCAGCUGCUGGACAUGCCUGCUGCGGGCCUGGCAGUGCAGCUGCGACACGCGUGGAACCCUGAGGACCGUUCACUCAAUGUCUUCGUCAAGGAUGACGACCGCCUCACCUUCCACCGGCAUCCGGUGGCCCAGAGCACAGAUGGCAUCCGCGGCAAGGUGGGCCACGCCCGGGGUCUGCACGCAUGGCAAAUCCACUGGCCCGCUAGGCAGCGGGGUACCCACGCUGUGGUGGGCGUGGCCACGGCCCGUGCCCCUUUACACUCGGUGGGUUACACCGCGCUGGUGGGCAGUGACUCCGAGUCGUGGGGCUGGGACCUGGGUCGCAGUCGCCUUUACCACGACGGCAAGAACCGGCCUGGGGUGGCGUAUCCUGCCUUCCUGGGACCAGAUGAGGCCUUUGCGCUGCCGGAUUCCUUAUUGGUCGUGCUGGACAUGGACGAAGGCACGCUCAGCUUCAUCGUGGACGGCCAGUACCUAGGUGUGGCCUUCCGUGGCCUCAAGGGCAAGAAACUGUACCCGGUGGUGAGUGCCGUGUGGGGCCACUGCGAAGUCACCAUGCGCUACAUCAAUGGCCUUGACCCCGAGCCCCUGCCGCUGAUGGACCUGUGCCGGAGAUCUAUCCGCUCAGCCCUGGGCAGGCAGCGCCUGCGGGACAUCGGCUCCCUGCCUCUGCCUCAGUCUCUCAAAAAUUACCUGCAGUACCAGUGAGCGGCGCUAAAGACCUGCCGUCAUCCGUGGUCACGGAGCACCUGGCUCCAGAGCGUCAGGACAGGCCAAGGACGCGGAAGAGGACUGCCUGUCAGUUGCCCUUGCUGCCAUCAGCAGGGACCAGGAGGCCACCUAGUCAACCAGAGUGUAGAGACCAUUUCUUCCUCAAGAGAAUGAAUAAAACAUUUGGCAGGAGACGGCGUCCUGUUCCCCACUGCAGACAGGCCCAGGAAGAUUGGCCAGUGGAGAGAAAAUAGCUUCUGAAUAAUGAAUGAUGGAAGCGAGUCCUUGAUGGUCCCAUCCGUGUCUGCCCCUGGCCAGGGCAGAGAGAUUACCCUUCCAUUUUAAGACUUAGUACCACUUUGAGAGAAAAGUCCCCAGGGACCACAGCGGUGCAGAAGCGCCUGGGCUUAGCUCUCUGAGCUGGCUUCCUCACCCCUUCCACCAUGGACAGAGCCCUUGGGCUGUCCCCACCCCUCUCUUCAGGGACUUGAGUCUGAUGACUUGCCCCAGGGACAGAGCUUAUUCUAGGGUAUGAUGGUUUGUUUUUUUGGUUUUUUUUGUUUUGUUUUGUUUUUUUUUUUUUUUAAGUAGCAUUUGCAUUUUGAAAGAGGAGUGUGGGGAAGAUGGCUUUCUCCCAAAGGUGCUAAGGAGGAUGGGGGCCUCAUGACGUCAAGUCUGAGAUACCCUGAGCGCCCCAGGCUCUGGCAGCUGCCACUCAGGGUAAAGCCUGGCUGUCACAAAGCUUUCUUUGAGCAAAUUAUUUUUUCACUCUAGGAGACUCCCACAGUUUGUUUGUCGAUUCCAAUACGUGUGUAACGUGCUGUUUAUUUAUCAGCCAGAGGCCUGGCGGUGUGGCCUUGGGACUGGCAGGGCGGCUCAGCUGUGACACAGUCUCUGCAGGACCCGAGACCUAUCCUCUCACAGAACGUUGCUGCUGCUGUUGCUGCUCCUGCCAGUGCCACCACUCGGCCACCACUCGGCACCGGCAUCAUCGGUGUGUUCCAGAUACUUUCCACCCAGACCCGGUUUUAACUGGAAAACGUCACACUGUGGGCCAGAGCCGGACAGUGCAGCUUCCACUUUAAUGUGAAUGUGACCUAUACGCAAGGAACAUUUCUAAUAAAGUUUGUC
Psammomys obesus (fat sand rat) is the source of this 2144-nucleotide messenger RNA. It is a transcript of the gene Spsb4, whose product is annotated as splA/ryanodine receptor domain and SOCS box containing 4. Gene Ontology annotation, molecular function: protein binding. NCBI's taxonomy places the organism in Eukaryota, Metazoa, Chordata, Mammalia, Rodentia, Muridae. Bases 189 to 1010 code for a protein of 273 amino acids. Gene Ontology annotation, biological process: proteasome-mediated ubiquitin-dependent protein catabolic process; intracellular signal transduction. Gene Ontology annotation, cellular component: SCF ubiquitin ligase complex. The transcript has 3 exons. The record is from RefSeq and is a predicted model, not a curated record.